CCAGGAGGUGAGGAGGCUCUGUGAUCAUUACACUCUGAGAUAAAGUUACCGACACGGGAGAGGGAAGUCAGAGACGUUUGGAAAGGCCCGUGGCCCUAGACCCCUGGCCAGGAGAGCCCUGCAGAAAAUGAGCGCCAGCCCUGAGGCCUGGCCUCCAGCAGCUUGGGAGUCGGUGGUCCUCGCUGCCUUUGCUGUCGCCGGCAACAGUGCCAUCUGAGACCUCGCCCCGGGACUCUUCCACUGCCCCUCCGUCCCCAGUUUCCGGGGCCAUGACGGACUCCCCGUUCCUGGAGCUGUGGCAGCCCCGGGGGGUGUCCAUCCACGAGCAGCUGGGCAUCGGGGACCGGCCCAAUGACUCCUACUGCUACAACUCGGCCAAGAACAGCACCGUGCUCCAGGGCGUCACCUUUGGCGGCAUCCCCACCGUCCUGAUCAUUGACGUCAGCUGCUUCCUGGUUCUAAUAUUGGUGUUCUCUUUAAUAAGAAGACGAUUCUGGGACUAUGGCCGCAUUGCUUUGGUGUCCUCAGAAGCCGAGAGAGAAUCCAGAGCCCGCAGGCUGUCCUCCUCCUCCUCCUCAGGGCAACAGGACUUUGAAAGCGAGCUGGGAUGCUGCCCCUGGCUGACUGCCAUCUUCUGUCUGACCGACGAGCAGAUCUUGGAGUGGUGUGGAGAGGACGCCAUCCACUACCUGUCCUUCCAGAGGCACAUCAUCGGCCUGCUGGUGGUGGUCAGCUUCUUGUCCCUGUGCAUCAUCCUGCCCGUCAACCUUUCAGGGGACCUGCUGGAUAAAGACCCUUUCAGCUUUGGGAGGACGACCAUAGCAAACCUACAAACUGACAAUGACCUCCUCUGGCUGCACACCAUCUUCGCCUCCAUCUACCUCAUCCUCACCGUGGGCUUCAUGCGGCAUCACACCAAGGCCAUCAGCUACCAAGCGGAGAGCCAGGUGAGACGGACCCUUUUCAUCACCGGACUCCCCCGAGAAGCCAACAAGGAGAUGGUGGAGAGUCACUUCCGGGACGCUUACCCUACGUGCCUGGUGGUGGAGGUCCAGCUGUGCUACAACGUGGCCAAGCUGAUUUACCUGUGCAAGGAGAGGAAGAAGGCCGAAACCAGCCUGACCUACUACACAAACCUGCUGGUGAAGACCGGCCAGCGGACCCUUAUCAACCCGAAGCCCUGUGGCCAGUUCUGCUGCUUCGAAGUGCCGGGGUGUGAGCGGGAGGAUGCCAUCGCCUACUACACGCGCAUGAAGGACAGGCUGGUAGAGAAGGUUUCGGAAGAGGAAUGCAGGGUUCAGUUCCAGCCCCUGGGAAUGGCUUUUGUCACCUUCCAGGAGAAGUUCAUGGCCACCUACAUCCUGAAAGACUUCAACGCCUGCAAGUGUCAGGGUCUCAGGUGCAAAGGGGAGCCACAGCCAUCUACCCACAGCAGAGAGCUCGGCAUCUCUAAGUGGACUGUCAGCUUCGCCUCGUACCCCGAGGACAUCUGCUGGAAGAACCUCUCAGUCCAGGGCCUCCGGUGGUGGAGCCAGUGGCUGGGCAUCAACUUCAUACUCUUCCUGGGGCUCUUCUUCCUGACCACGCCCUCCAUCAUCCUGUCCACCAUAGACAAGUUCAAUGUCACCAAGCCCAUCCACGAGCUGAAUAACCCAGUCAUCAGCCAGUUCUUCCCGACCCUUCUCCUGUGGUCCUUCUCAGCCCUGCUCCCGACCAUCGUCUACUACUCCACGCUGCUGGAGUCUCACUGGACCAAGUCGGGGGAGAACCGGAUCAUGAUGACCAAAGUCUACAUCUUCUUGAUCUUCAUGGUGCUGAUCCUGCCCUCUCUGGGCCUCACCAGCCUGGACUUUUUCUUCCGGUGGCUCUUUGACAAGACUUCCUCCGAGACCUCCAUCCGGCUGGAGUGUGUCUUCCUGCCUGACCAGGGUGCCUUCUUUGUGAACUACGUCAUCGCCUCGGCCUUCAUUGGCAAUGGCAUGGAGCUGCUGCGGCUGCCGGGCCUCAUCCUCUACACCUUCCGCAUGAUCAUGGCCAAGACAGCUGCCGACCGGAGGAACGUCAAGCAGAACCAGGCCUUCCAGUACGAGUUUGGCGCCAUGUAUGCAUGGAUGCUGUGCAUCUUCACCGUCAUCAUGGCCUUCAGCAUCACCUGCCCCAUCAUUGCGCCCUUUGGCCUCAUCUACAUCCUGCUCAAGCACAUGGUGGACCGGCACAACCUCUACUUCGUCUACCUGCCGGCCAAGCUGGAGAAGAAGAUCCACGUGGCUGCGGUGAACCAGGCCCUGGCUGCUCCCAUUCUCUGCCUCUUCUGGCUCUAUUUCUUCUCCUUCCUGCGCCUGGGUAUGAAGGCCCCUGCCACCCUGUUCACCUUGCUGGUGGUGCUGCUGACCAUCCUGGUCUGCCUGGCCUACACCUGCUUUGGCUGCUUCAAGCACCUCAGCCCACUGAACUACAAGACAGAAGAGCUGCCCAGCGACAAAGGAAGUGGGGCCGAGGGCUCUGCGCCCCCACCAUUCACACCAUACGUGCCCCGAAUUCUGAAUGGCUUGGCCUCGGAAAGGACAGCGCUGUCCCCGCAGCAGCAGCAGACGUACGGAGCGAUCCGCAACAUCAGUGGGGCUCUCCCAGGGCAGGGCCUGGCCCAGAGCCCGGAGGACAGUGUGGCCAUCUCCUACCAGGAGGCCUGAGGGCGAACUUCCCAGAGGAGCGGAAUUGGGAGCCAGGGGCCGAGGAGACACAGGAACAGAGGUUUCAGGACCCCCACCCCACCACACUGUGCUGUCCUGGAAAGGUGGACUCAGGAAGGCCGGCGUCAGGCGCCUGGCUGGGUGGGAAUGGGUUGGGACACUGGCUGCAGGCCAGCAGGUAGUGUCUGUGGUCCCAGGGGAGUGAAGAUAUACUGCAGCUCGAUACCUCACCUGUUCCCCAGGCCUGCUCCGCUCCCCUGGGCCUCUUCUCGGGCACAAGCUUCCCACUGGCUGUAGCUGAAAUGAUGUUCCUAGUGGGUUUUUUUUUUUUUUUAGCCAAGAUCAUGUGUAGCAACGUCCCCCAGAACCAUUAGCCUGGUGGCUCUAGAAGGUAAUGUCACCAAGCGACAUUGUCUCUCUGUCCCCAUCCUUACACCUAAUGAGAGCUACUGUCAGCAGUGGGGUAUGGAUGGGAGAGGAGGUUCAGUGUGACUCCCGUCCUUGUCCACUGUUCAUGGCCCCCUCCCCUCCCCUGGAAGCUGCCCAGGAGUCAGCUGUGUGCGCACCGCCACAUCCUGUGUCUGGGUGGUUGUUUUCAAACCAUGUUGUUAGUGAUGGGCAAUGAGGCUCAUUAAUAGUGCCCAUUUGAGCAGACUGCUGAGAGCCAGCCUCCUGCCUUUUCAGGACUCAAGGUGUGGGGCGCAGUGCUUGGAGGGCAGGCACAAGAGAAGAGCAGGCUACCUCUGGGCUUAGGGUGGGCUGUGUGUGGCUCCAGCUGGAAGGACCACAAUCCUGUCAGCCCCUUGGCUCCUCCUGCAGGAUCUCUGCUAGGGCCACGCGCUGGACUUGCUCCCCAGGCACUUCAUCGCUCUUGCCUCCGGGUGGCGACAGAGGCCCAAGUUGGUGUUUGGGGCCCAUCAGACCAGCUCUGGACUUGUUCACUGUAGGUGGGCCAGGGUUUGGGUGACAAGGCCUAAAGUGGGGGCCCUCCCCCCAAGUUGUCCUGUGCAUGCACUUGUUAGGAGAUUGAGGCAGUAACUCAGCCCCGGUCCCCAGUGGGACCCCCUUCCCAGAGCAGGCUCUAGACCUGCCAGUCCACACCGCUAGCAAGGGACACGCAAGUCACUGAGAAGUAAAAAUUUUAAAUGUAUUAUCCAAGCCAUGUGUGCUGGCCCUUGUGGCAGGGCUGGGCAUGGGGAUCCCAGCAUGGGCAGGGCAGGAUACAAACUCAUACCUGGGGAAAGGGGCCCCUUCUCCCUGGCAGGGGAAUCGCAGAAGUUAUUGUCUCUCCACGGCUCCCACAAACUUGCGGAUGUCCCGGGCCAGCAGCUCCGGCUCCUCGAAGGCGGCGAAGUGGCCCCCACGGGGCAUGUAGGAAUAGGUGAGCAGUUUGGGAAACUUGAACCUCACCAGGCUUUCCGGGGCAUGCAUUAACUCACAAGGAAAGGCUGAAAAGCCUGUGGGCACCCAGACCUUCAUCCUAGAGGGAGGGGCAGACGGGAAGCAAAGGGGUGGCUGAGGACGAGGCUGUCUGCACAGCAGGGCCAGCUCGUUGGCCCCAAGGUUUUCCCUGCCUCUCCCCUCCCACCCCAAAGGCCCUGUGAUGCGGUGGGUUAAGAUUUACAGCCAUUUGUAAUUUAUC
Echinops telfairi (small Madagascar hedgehog) is the source of this 4332-nucleotide messenger RNA. RefSeq names its product transmembrane protein 63A (gene TMEM63A). The transcript is spliced from 24 exons. Lineage: Eukaryota; Metazoa; Chordata; Mammalia; Afrosoricida; Tenrecidae. Bases 270 to 2690 code for a protein of 806 amino acids. Gene Ontology annotation, cellular component: plasma membrane. The record is from RefSeq and is a predicted model, not a curated record. Gene Ontology annotation, molecular function: calcium-activated cation channel activity; nucleic acid binding.